AUGUCAUUGCAUAGUUAUUUAUCUUCUAUGUAUGGUUCCAUUAAGAACCAAACAAGUCAUAAGGUAACCAAAAAUAAAAGUAAGAGUAAGAUCAAAGAAGAGAAGAAAGGCAAAGAAAAGAGCAGCAACGUUACUAUUAUAGAUCACUCUAAACAACAAAUUAGCAGAAUCUAUCCUAAUAGUACCUUACUGCGAUCAGGAACAAAAGAUAAUCAAAAAGAAAUAUUAUGGAAAGAUCUGAGUACAAAUAAAAUAGUUACGACAAAUGAAAUAAAUAAUCUAAGUGGGUCUUCUGCUAUUAAUGUAAAGUCUAAAAACACCAUACAACAGGAGUUUUCUUCUACAGAUACGGUUUCUAAUCAAGUAUCAGGUACGUUUGAAGAUCAUAAGUAUUCAAAUACUGAUACAGUUCAUAGAGAUGAAAGAGGACAUGUUUUGAGUAAUCAAGAUAUACAAAGAAGAACACAAGAAAAGGAUUUAAGAGAAGUAAUUCGACAGAAAACUUUAAAACAAUUGAAUGCUGGUGAAGUUCAAUUAUUCCUUCAACAAAAUGAGUCACAUACCUCAUUAAAAGUAAAGUCAAACAAGCAAGAUUUAUAUAAUAUUGAAGACCCUGCUUCACGCUUUGAUACAACAGCUAAUAAAACUGAUGUCUCCACCUCAUCUAUUACUAAUAAUAAUAAUAGUAAUUGCAAUAGUAAUAAUACAGCAGUUUCUUUGUUAGGAAGAAAACUCUUUCAAGGUAUUUAUGCUGAAAAUAGAUUUGAUAUUAAACCAGGAUAUAGAUGGGAUGGAGUUGAUAGGUCUAAUGGAUUUGAAAAAAGAUGGUUUGAGAAGAGAAAUGAACAAUAUGAAAAGAAGAUAUCCAGUCUGAUUUCAAAUCAUGAGGAAGACUAUUGA
Arxiozyma heterogenica is the source of this 900-nucleotide messenger RNA. It is a transcript of the gene BUD13, whose product is annotated as Bud13p. Gene Ontology annotation, molecular function: RNA binding. Gene Ontology annotation, biological process: mRNA splicing, via spliceosome. The record is from RefSeq and is a predicted model, not a curated record. The coding region runs from base 1 to 900 and encodes 299 amino acids. NCBI's taxonomy places the organism in Eukaryota, Fungi, Ascomycota, Saccharomycetes, Saccharomycetales, Saccharomycetaceae. Gene Ontology annotation, cellular component: U2-type spliceosomal complex; RES complex. The transcript has a single exon.